Molecule: messenger RNA, 916 nt
Organism: Lemur catta (Ring-tailed lemur)
Lineage: Eukaryota; Metazoa; Chordata; Mammalia; Primates; Lemuridae
Gene: ODAM
Product: odontogenic, ameloblast associated
Exons: 11
Coding region: 6-842 (278 amino acids)
Source: RefSeq, a predicted model, not a curated record
UGAAAAUGAAAAUUAUAAUUCUUCUUGGACUUCUGGGAGCCACAUUGUCAGCCCCGCUUAUCCCACAGCCCCUUAUGUCUGCAAGCAACAGCCAUGAGUUACUUAUGAAUCUUAAGAAUGCUCAACUUGUACCACUACAGCUUCAGGUCCCAUUUAAUUCAUGGAUUCCUCCUUUCUCUGGGGUUCUACAACCGCAACAACAGGCUCAACUUCCAGAACUCUCCCAGUUCUAUUUACCAACUCUAGAUCAGUUGGCUAGACUGUUCCCCAAUCAGAUACCUUUCCCAGGACAGGUCAGUUUUGCCCAAGGAGCCCAGGCAGGCCAGCUGGACCCUGCACAGCCCCAAACACCACCACUAACACAACAAGUCCCUAAUCAGGUGGUGCCCUAUGUAUUUUCCUUCAAAAUGCCUCAAGAGCAAGCACAGAUGUCUCAGUACUAUCCGUUUUACAUGCUCCUACCCUGGGAACAACCUCAACAAACAGUCACACAAUCACCUCAACAACCAGGGCAGCAACAAUAUGAGGAGCAGAUACCAUUCUAUACUCAAUUUGGAUACAUUCAGCAACAAGCAGAACCUGCUAUACCAGGAGGACAGCAGCAACUAGCUUUUGAUCCCGUCUUAGGCAUAGCUCCUGAAAUAGCUGUGAUGCCAGCAGGAGUGAUGCCACACUUACAAAAAGAAGUGAAAAACUUUAGGCAUAACAAUGAAGGAGUUUUCAUGCCUUCAACUUCACCAAAACCCAUCACAACCAAAGUUUUCACUUCUGAUGUAAACCCAACUAUUACCCCAGAGCUCCUGGAAGAGAAGACCAAGACUGAUAAACUGAAAGAACCAUAAGAUGUCCUAAUCGUUCGGUGUUCUUGAGAAAAAGAUGUGGUGAUGCUUUGGAUAUUAUUUCAGGCUAUUUGUUU